Messenger RNA from Mesorhabditis spiculigera, 1872 nucleotides. The record is from the annotation of a GenBank genome assembly. Lineage: Eukaryota; Metazoa; Nematoda; Chromadorea; Rhabditida; Rhabditidae.
AUGGCCGACCAGGUGGCGCCAGCUGCCGGCGGUGAUGCAGCUGCUGCCGCACCCGCGGAACAGCCCGGUAUGUGGGGCAUGCUGAAGGGGAUGCUGCGCAACAUGUUCUUCUUCUGGUGUGUCAGCUCGUUGUUGAAGGGGUUUACAGGUGGCGGCCAAGGCCAAGGAAAUUCGACCGCUCCAGCAGCAGCCGGCGGGGCUCGAUUCCCGCCGUCCCGGAAUCUGUUCCCAGUCGGUCAACUCUACGAUUUCUACAUGUAUUUGAGUCCUGAAGAAAGCCGCUUCGAACUGUUUGAUGAGACGCCCUUUUGGCAGGAGCUCGGAAUCAAAUACGGAUCAUGGGAGGGAGGACCUAAUAAUGAUGGUUCAUUCGAGAUUGCGAAAACCUUCCCGACACCGGAAUCCCUUCAAAACAACGGCUCGCUGUAUCUUCACGUUUUUGUCACAAAGAGCGGCCAAAGCCCGAACCCGAAGGACCGAAGCUACGUGAAGCGUGAAGUGAUCUACGGCAACCAGCAGCUGAAUAAGUACAAGAAGAAGUUCUACAAGAAGACGGCCAAUUUGAUCACCGGAAAGUCGGAUAAAACCGACGAGGAGCUGGCCAAGGCUGAGGUUAUGAAAUUCGAGGUCCUCAACUUUUGGCACCCAAAUCUGACGAUCAAUCUCGUGGACGAUCAGACAAACUGGAGCAAGGGCAGCUUGCCGGCACCUCUUGAUGAGGCCGUCAAAUUCGACCCGACCGGAAUGUUCUACAAGCCGAUUCUGUUCUUCAACAACUACUGGAAUUUGGGCGCCGAUUAUCAGCCGAUUAACGACACCGUCAAGGAGGUCAAUCUCACGCUGACCUUCUCUCCUAUGUCGCUCUUCAAGUAUCAGCUUUAUGCCAGUCAACAGAUGCGUAACAAGUGGAGCAGCCUGAUGUCAGGCGAUUUCUUUGAGGACGAUGCUGCUGGAGAUGAUCAGGAUCAGAUCAAACAAGCCCUCCUCGAGACUUCUCCUUACCUCCUCGGCAUCACCGUCGUCGUGUCGUUGCUGCACACCGUUUUCGAGUUCCUCGCUUUCAAGAAUGACAUCCAAUUCUGGCGCUCCCGCAAGUCGCUCGAGGGCCUGUCCGUUCGUUCGGUGGUGUUCGGAAUUUUCCAGUCUGCCAUCGUGUUCCUCUACAUUUGCGACAAUGACACCAACUUUGUGAUCAAGUGCUCCGUGUUUGUGGGGCUGAUCAUUGAGAUGUGGAAGAUUCAAAAGGUCAUGGACGUGACGGUCGAUUAUCAGAACAAGUAUUUCGGCAUCAUUCCGCGCCUCAAUUUCGCUGACAAGGGCUCGUAUCUGGAGAGUGAUACCAAGGUCUACGAUCAGAUGGCUUUCAAAUACCUCUCCUGGCUGCUGUUCCCGCUUCUCGGCGGAUAUGCCGUCUAUUCGGUGAUGUACAACGAGCAUAGGGGCUGGUAUUCGUUCGUUCUCUCGAUGCUCUACGGGUUCCUCCUCACCUUCGGCUUCAUCACGAUGACCCCGCAGCUUUUCAUCAACUAUAAAUUGAAAUCUGUUGCCCAUUUGCCGUGGCGCAUGCUGUCGUACAAGUUCAUCAAUACGUUCAUCGAUGAUCUCUUCGCGUUCGUCAUCAAGAUGCCGACGAUGUACCGGAUCGGAUGCUUCCGUGAUGACAUUGUCUUCCUCGUGUAUUUGUAUCAACGUUGGGCCUACCGCGUCGACCCGAAGCGCACCAACGAGUUCGGCACGUCCGGCGAACACCCGACUGGAGUCCCACUCACUGAAGAGGAGCAGAAGGCCAUCGAUGCUGCCGCCGCCGCAAAAGCUGCUGAACCCGCCGCCGAAGCCGUUGCCGAGCCCACACCCGAAGAAAAGAAGACGAAU